Messenger RNA from Dermatophagoides pteronyssinus (European house dust mite), 2286 nucleotides. Its product is annotated as voltage-dependent L-type calcium channel subunit beta-1-like. The record is from RefSeq and is a predicted model, not a curated record. Gene Ontology annotation, biological process: calcium ion transmembrane transport. Gene Ontology annotation, molecular function: voltage-gated calcium channel activity; protein binding. NCBI's taxonomy places the organism in Eukaryota, Metazoa, Arthropoda, Arachnida, Sarcoptiformes, Pyroglyphidae. Gene Ontology annotation, cellular component: voltage-gated calcium channel complex.
UCAACAUCUUGAUAGUAAAAAGGCAACAAUAACAACAACCAAGAACACACACAGAAUUUUGAUUUUUUUCUGAUCUUCAAAAGCAAAAUCAAAAUUCCAUCACAUGGUGGUGGUAGCAGUCGAACGUUUUCGACCAAAGGAAAAAAAUCGUUCGAUUUCGAUUUUUGGCCGACAUCCAAAUUCUUUUUCUUUUUUGUUUGUUUCUUGCAUUGAUUGAUUUCAUCAUUGAUCGAUCAUCAUUAUUCAAAAUCAAUUCAAUCCGAAUUUUUUUAUUGAUUGAUCUUGAAUCGAGACAAACCAAACAAACAAGCCGAAUGCCGCCCAUCAAAUUAUUGUAUUUUUGAAAAAGAAGAAAACAAUUUUCAAUUUGACCAUCAUGAAAUUGGAUCCAAUCAAUUCAAAUUAUAAUAGUAAUAAUCAUACUCAUCAUCAUCAUGAAUCGAAUGAUGAUCGUGAGCAACGUGCACGUAAUGAACGUUUAGCAUUGAUUCAAUUGGAAAAAGCUAAGACAAAACCGGUUGCAUUUGCUGUACGUACUAAUGUUUCAUAUGAUGGUAGUGUUGAUGAUGAUUCACCAAUACAUGGUUAUGCAAUUUCAUUUGGUAUCAAAGAUUUUCUUCAUAUCAAAGAGAAAUACAACAAUGAUUGGUGGAUUGGCCGUUUGGUUAAAGAAAAUUGUGAUAUUGGUUUUAUACCAAGUCCGGCUAAAUUAGAAGGUCUUCGUACACAACAACAAAAUCAGAUUCAAACCAAAAUUCGAUCAUCAUCCAAAUUACAGAAUCAUCACGGUCAAAAUUUCGUCAAUUCCAUGAUCAAUUCGAAUUCACAUUCAAAAUCAAAUCUAAGUGAUUCUAAUGCAUCUAAUUCGGAAAAUCCUGAUGAUAAUGAUAUCCAAUUGAAACAUUUAAAAUCAUCAGUAUCCACACCAACCAUUAAAGAGCGACGAAAAAUUUUAUUCAAAAAGUCUGAACAUACGGCACCAUAUGAUGUUGUACCGUCAAUGCGACCAGUUGUUUUAGUUGGACCCUCAUUAAAAGGUUAUGAAGUAACCGAUAUGAUGCAAAAAGCAUUAUUCGAUUUUCUAAAACAUCGUUUUGAAUCGCGUAUUAUUAUAACACGUGUUAUGAUCGAUAUAUCGAUGGCAAAACGUUCAGCAAAUAAUGCUAAGAAAAAUUUAUUAGAAUAUGGGAAAAUGGAAAAUCGUGCCAGUCUUGCUCAAGUACAAGCCGAAAUCGAGCGAAUCUUUGAAUUAGCACGAACAAUGCAAUUGGUUGUUCUGGAUUGUGAUACCAUUAAUGAUCCAACACGUUUGGCCAAAACUCCGUUGGCGCCAAUUUUUGUCUAUAUAAAAGUAUCAUCACCAAAAGUUUUACAACGUCUAAUCAAAUCACGUGGCAAAGGUCAAAGCAAAAAUUUAAACGUACAAAUGAUUGCAGCCGAAAAAUUAGCACAAUGUCCAAAGGAAAUGUUCGAUGUAAUAUUGGAUGAAAAUCAUCUUGAAGAUGCUUGUCAACAUUUAGCCGAAUAUUUGGAGCAAUAUUGGCGAGAAACACAUCCAAUAUUCGAAACGCAAUUAAUAAUGAAUAAUUCUACAAUAUUGUCUUCACCAUCACCACCGACAAUAUUUUCCCCAACAUCAAUAUCAACCUAUGAUCCAAAUAAUUACAUGUCAUAUCCAUUAAAUUUUAGUGCAUAUGCUCCAUCAGUUGAUCCCAUGGAUGUUAAUUAUGCAAUGGAGUCUCAAACACCCCAGCCAGCAUCACAACAACAACCAUCAUUAUUAUCAUCAUCCAAUCUAUUUUCACAAUCAUCAACAACAACAUCGCCAACAACAAACGAGGAUUCAGCAUCAUAUUUUCAUGAUUCAAGACUUUCCAAUUAUUCGACAAUUACAAAUAAUAAUAAUAACAACAUUAAUAAUAAUCAUAUUACAACCAAUCUACAACAAUCAACACACCAUCCAAAUGCGUGGAUUAUUACCCAGCAACAACAGCAUAAUUAUAUGGAUACACAGAAUAAUAACAUUCAUCAUCAUCAUCAUCAAACAUCAUCAUCAUCAUCGACAUCCCCACAACCUCCGCCAUUACAACCACCAAUUUAUAUUGGUGAUAAACAUAGUUAAAUCAACUGAAAAAUCAUUUUUCCUGUGUCAUUUAUUGAUUUUUUUGUUGUUUUUCGAUGAUGUGUGUUUUGUGUGUGCUGAUUUUUCCCAUGUUACAUGGGAAAAUUGACAUAAUUUUUGUUUGUUUGUUUGGUCCAAAAAUUUUCCGGAUUCUUUUUCUUCCC